CAUAAGUUCAGAGGCAAGCUACAGUGCUCGAUCUUGUGUUUCUCUGUGCGAAGCCAACGCAGGCACAAGGAUGAAGAAGGGUGGCGGGAAAACGAGCGGGUGCUUCUUCUGCCUCGGCGCGCCGAUGCGCGCGCUGUCCAGGGCGUGCGACCUCUACGUGGGCUGCAUGCCCGGAUGCGCGCGCCGGAUGCCGGCGGGGGCGGUCAUGGGCGGCCGCGGCUUCGGCAGGUCGGCCACGACCAUGCACCUGCGGAAGAGCUCGGACCGCGCCGACGACCUUGUCCGCGCCGCAUCCAGACAGCGCCGCGUCGCGCCCGAGCCAGCGGUCGUCGGGGCAGCGAAGAAGAAGGUCCACCUUAGCCAGGCCCCGGCGGCUGUCCCGACGGGGAGGAAGGGCCCGGCGAUGGUGACCAUCACUGAGGACGGGCCGUGCGAGUUCGGCGCCUGCCCGCUGAAACGUCCAGAGCAGAGGAGUCGCGGCGCGGCGGCGGGCGGACUGGCCGCGCGCGGCUGUGGUUUUGGUGCCAUCAAGGUGGGGGGCGAGGCAUUCGAGAGCCGAGCGUGAGCGUGACGCGUGCGUGAUAAUACUAGCUUCUAGACGUCCAUUGAUUCCACCAGUUUUUUCAUUGAUUUAUUCUUGUUGUAUAUAAACAGUUCGAUAACGAUCGCAAAUCAGCAAAUGGAACUGUCCGCAAUGGCGCGACGGUUUGGAAAUUGGAAAUGACCUUAUUUGUACGUGUUUUUAAUACUACUAUGA
Molecule: messenger RNA, 757 nt
Organism: Triticum urartu
Lineage: Eukaryota; Viridiplantae; Streptophyta; Magnoliopsida; Poales; Poaceae
Source: RefSeq, a predicted model, not a curated record